AUGGUUUUGGGCAGUUCAGUUUUUCUCACGGUGAGGAAAACACCAAUAUCCAGUUACCAGUCGAGCAGCUUGUGGUGUUGUUUGGAUAGCAGCGUGAAGGAACGGAAGGAACGUGAGAGUGGAUAUUUCUCUCUGGGAAAGGCUGCGGGCAGCAGAGCUUUCCGUGAUCAAAGCCCUUCUGCUCCCUAUCGGCAUUCUGAGAGAGGGCAUCCCCUGCCUAGCAACAAAAGCCCCGAACCCAAAGCCACCAUUCCAUUUCGAAACCCGGGUCUGGGCAUACCUUCUAAAAGGAGGACCUCUGAGUUUCAGAAUGGCGAGCAGCUUGCAGAAAACUAUCCUCCGCAGUAUCCUCCAGAGCCGCUGGAUCUCAGCCUGGAGGUCGAGGCCCUCGCAGGUCCCCGGGCCCUGAGUCCCACCCCUUUCAAGCAAGCUGAAUCGUUUGGUGCCUCCAGUCGAAGAGGUGGACGAAAUGCCCAGAUGUCCCCCUUACGGCAAUCAGGAACGCUCAACUCUUCCCAAAGAGGUUCUGGUCUCACCCGUUCCUCUUCUCCCUCCCGUAGUACCUCCCCGUUCAGACGGGCCGAGUCCAGCUCCUCUCUCAACACGGUUGGCUUUCGUUCUAGCGGAGAUUCACACGGACAAGAUCAGGCAUCGGUCAGCCCGGCACGGAACAGUUACUCUGGAAACCUCAGAUCGUUUGCAAGCACUGCGGGCAAUGUCAGUAGCAUCAAUAAGUCUCUGUCGUACAUGGAUCUGAGAGGCACUUUACGGAAACCCGAGACCAACAGCUCCUUCAUUGGGUCUACAGAGAACCGUGGAAGCUCGUCCCCUUCCAGAUGGAGUUAUGACAGUCCUUCUGUUAGGACAAACGAAACGAAAAUCCCUUCUUAUGAGCGUGGUCAUGACAGACAGGGAUUCUCCUCCUCCUCCUUGAAGAGCCGCUAUGAUUCCAGAAGCCAGUCCCCUGUGGGGAAGCUGGAGACGAAUGGCUCAUCAAGUCAGAUUCAAAAGGGUCGACGAAGUGCGUCUCCAGUCAGAAAGGGCUACGGAACACCAAGCCAAUCGGAUAGAAGAUCCAUGUCUAAUGGAUGGAGUUAUGACAGAAAAAGCCCCUCCCCAUCCAGAAAAAGCUAUGAGAUGCAAAGCCAAGCCACAAAGAAGAAACCAGAGGCAAAGAGCUCCCUUCACAGCUACAAUCGAGACAGCCGACACUCUUCCCCAAGUAGAGGUCAUCACCAAAACCCUGGCCCAUUAUUGCUUCGUAAGUCCAAAACAAGCCAGUCCACAUCAAACUGUGGUCCCAAGAGCUGCAGUCCCUCCCCCUUAGCUCAUAGCCAAUCUCCUCCUCGCAAGUCAGAGAGUGGGCGGAGCCCCUCUGUGUCUACAUUGAGGCGUGAGAUUGCAGACUACGUCCCUCUGAGGAACACUAUGAGUGACAGAACUGGCUCCGCCUCUUACGUAAGAAACACCAUGAGUAGCCAAUCACAGCACGAUUCAAACCCUUCAUCAGGUCGUUGGAGAGGCUCCACCCACUCUCUCCACAGCCAGUCAGUCUCACGUAACUCCUCCCCAUCUCGCCACAGCAGCGAGAAGAAACAAAUCGACUCCUUUACCAAAUCUGCCUCUGUUGCCUGGGAACCGCCACAAGACGGAAACAAGAGGAGCAGCAUGAGGCAGAACCCAGAGGUACAAAGCUCCACGCCCAACAGCCGACGAGCACAGAGCCGACACAGAAGCCCCUCCCCUCCGGUCCAAAGACACACGUCUUCUCAGAGCUCCAUGGACUCCAAGUCAAGUCAUCUCUCGGCCGGGUCAUUGGGUCUCAACCGGGAGGAGUACACCAUGAUGGAUGACCUUCCCAAGGCCAAAACGGUCAUCCAGAGGGAGGGUCCGAGCCACCUAAGGAGGAUGGAGAGCAGACAGAAACAAGAACUUUCCCGCUACAAACCGGCCAGUCACUCCCAGAGCAAAGCUCCUCACUCGGAAUAGGAUAGGUACACUAUCAAGGGUUCACUCGUCCAGCUCCCUACACACACAGGUAAAUAAACAUACACGUCC
Sinocyclocheilus grahami is the source of this 2058-nucleotide messenger RNA. RefSeq names its product serine/arginine repetitive matrix protein 2. The transcript is spliced from 3 exons. The record is from RefSeq and is a predicted model, not a curated record. NCBI's taxonomy places the organism in Eukaryota, Metazoa, Chordata, Actinopteri, Cypriniformes, Cyprinidae. The coding region runs from base 1 to 1989 and encodes 662 amino acids.